This is a messenger RNA of Theileria annulata, 1620 nucleotides long. RefSeq lists its product as uncharacterized. Lineage: Eukaryota; Apicomplexa; Aconoidasida; Piroplasmida; Theileriidae. The coding region runs from base 1 to 1620 and encodes 539 amino acids. The transcript has a single exon. The record is from RefSeq and is a predicted model, not a curated record.
AUGCUUUUUAAAAUUUUAUUAAAUUUGAUCUCGCUUUCCAGUUGUUUUCGUAAUUUUAUAUCCGAUGAUGAUUUUUGUACACAUCAAGCUAAUAUUUCUGUAAAUUAUCCAAAGCCCAGCUCAUAUGCUGAUUUUUCAGUAAAUUUAUUUGAAAAGGCUGAAAUAGAAGCCGUAAAUCCCAGGAUUCCUUUCCGGAAACGCAAGCCGCCUCCCGUUUACAUCCUUGAUGACCCUUUAUCUGAUUUUAGGAUAAAAAAUUUUGGAAAGACCAGAAAUUCCAUACCUUUAAACUUAACUUCCUUGCCAAUUGUCCAAAUAGAGCAUCAAGAUAAGAAUAAGCUUGUUCCUUUCAAGGAUGGAAGGGAGAUUCUUUCAUUUUACGCUAAUAAAUUGACCUCAUUUCUGUCAAAUUACAGAGAAUGGUCUGAAGCUUAUGAUCCUGAACCAGACGAUUUCGAGGAACUUGAGAUUUACAACCCACUCAAACCUAACAGCUACUAUGCCGUAGUUUUCUACUGCGCAUGGCAGUCUGAAUCUAUCGCACUUUUUAAGGCAGUGAGGCAACUUUUGGGCAACUAUUACUUCAAACGAGAUCCUCCAAUAACUCACGAGAAAAAAAGAGAAACUUUGGAAGAACUCCAGGCGCGGUAUGAGAGACGAGAAAAGCUGAGAAAAGAGUACGAGAAGGAGGUUGAAAAGGCCAAAAAAAUGAACCUACCACCCCCUCCUGAGCCUAACUAUGACAAUAUUCAACCAGUUAAAUUCAUUUUAACAAUUUCAGACUUGGAACAGACUCUCAAAAUCUUGGAUUUUUCUCAUAAGAAGUACGACUUUAACUGGUGGAUGCCCAUGUUUGGUCAGAUAAUGUACAACAGGGUAGUUGACAGAGCAUUUAACGAGCUUUACAACACCAGUUACAAGAAUGUGAAAUCAGCUGAGGAAAGAAAAAAAUACAGACUGUUGGACAAGGAGAGGAUUAUAAAAAUUGAUAAAAUAGACGAUAAUAGGCCUGUGAACCUGAACUUUGUCUUUGUUAGGCUUGCCAACUCGAUGAUGUUGUCAAAUUCAAAGAGGGGGUUGAAGCGUCACAAGAAUUUUAUCCAGUGCCAUGAGAAGGAGUUUAGAUAUAACGAGAUAAUGCUCCGUCUUCUAAUAGAGCAGGAACUUUACUACGAGAAUAUGCCCGUAAUUCAGCUUUUCAAAUGUGUUCGGCCUGAAAACUCACUUCCCUUUGUCUAUGGAUCCAAGACUAACCAGGCUAUUCCAUUUAACAGUCACUUGACAUUUUACAAGAAGAACCCAUUUGAAAUAUCACAACACGUUAAUUAUGGUCUUCCAGUUCUCCGGAAGUGCAAUCACUUGUCAAUUUCAGACGAUUUUACUCACCUAGGUAACUUCAUGGACCUCACAUCACUGAAGCCGGUUGACUCUUUCGACCUACUGUUUCAGUCUGAUUUAGACUUUUUGGAUCUUUUCACCAAGACUAGGGACAUGAGCAAGGACGACAUGGCUUUCAUUGAGCCUGUUUUCCACUCACUCUCACUUAUGUACAAAUUCCAACUCAUGAAAAUAGUCCAAGCAAGACCCAAGAAAGAGGAAUAUGUAAUCUUAAACCCUUAA